Molecule: messenger RNA, 1670 nt
Organism: Mollisia scopiformis
Lineage: Eukaryota; Fungi; Ascomycota; Leotiomycetes; Helotiales; Mollisiaceae
Product: NTF2-like protein
Exons: 4
Coding region: 237-1469 (410 amino acids)
Biological process (GO): polyketide metabolic process
Source: RefSeq, a predicted model, not a curated record
AGUAGAUCGCCACUUGCUGUGACUUUGACUCUCAAUCAGACCUCACCUUGGAGCUAGAUCUCAAAAUUACUCCCCAGAAAAGGGAGAUCAUCAGGCUCGCUCGCCUCCGACAUAUACCUAGAUACAUUUUCAUAUUCUCGGUAUCACGUGUCUCUAAAGUUCCUCCACCUUUGCAACCCCUAGACGUUAACUCUCAACUCUCUGAAAUUUAAUUACCUCGACAAAACUACGCAAAGAUGACAUUGGACAUUGAUACAAGCAAAGCGCCCACGCCCUUGCCGACUCCUCGCUUAACAAAAGUGUCUUCACGAGUUUCUCUGUUGUCUCCAUUAUCCCGGCAAGGAUCUGGACCAGGCUUGAUCAUCCUGACUUCAGAUUCAAAAGAUAACUUAGCCAUCAAGCAAGGUGUGCCAUCGCUUCUGAGAAAGUGGGCGGAGGAAGGAUAUUCUGUUGUCGAGAUCCAAGAGAAUGCGCUUCAGAAUGGGAAGGCUGAAGAACUCCUAGAGAGAGCAGUUUCUGCUCUUUCAGAAUGUGAGAAGUGUGAGCCAAAAGGAGUGGUCGGGCUUGUAGCCUACGAGCCCAAGCUGUGGAAUCAAGUGGCAUCCAAGCUCCAUUCCUUCAAAGAGAUAGUAGCAGCAAUUCUUUACGCUUCUGCGUCUGAAGUUUCGUCUCUUGAGCCAAGUCAUUUACCUCUCAUCCGACACGUUGCUGGGAAAUUUAAGGCAACUCGAAGUCCUCAGCUCACCGACUACGAGAACCCUCAAGUCAGCAGCUAUUUGUUUGCGACGCCAUUUCAAGACCAUUUCAACUAUUCAGCUGAAGCAGUAUCUCAUACUCGCAAUCUCACUUUCUUGAAGAAGCAUAUGAAUGGACCAUUCUUUGACUUAGAGGUAAUUUGGGAUGAGCAUACGUAUUUUGAAUUUGAGAAUCGGAGUGUGGAACAUACCAUGGCGACUAUGGUUGAUGAGCCUUAUGUCAAUCAUAUACCCACUAUAACUGGUGGCAUUGGAAGAGAGAAUCUGACAAGCUUUUACGCGCAUCAUUUCAUCUUCAAAAAUCCAGAGGAUACGGAGCUGGAACUUAUCAGUAGGACAAUUGGUGUUGAUCGAAUUGUUGACGAAUUUAUCUUCAAGUUCACGCAUCAGACAGAAGUCGACUGGCUGAUACCAGGAAUACCUGCCACAAACAAGCGCGUAGAGAUUCCCUUCAUGGCUGUCGUCAACAUAAGAGGGGACCGUCUCUAUCAUGAACACAUUGCGUGGGAUCAGGGAACUGUAUUAGCGCAGCUCGGACUUUUGCCUGAAUACCUACCUUACCCGCAUCCACUGCCAGAUGGAAGGCAACCUGGCGCAGGGAAGAAAUUUGAAUACAGGUUGCCCGUUGCCGGUAUAGAAACUGCUGAGAAGAUGAGAGAUAAGAACUCGGUAUCUUCGAAUGAGAUGUUUGCAUUUGGGAUUAGAGAGGUGUGAAUAGGGAGAUUCAUGGAAAGUUAUCAACGGGUCCCGCUUUGAACAGUCCAAAGGUGCUGAGCCUUCUCGCAAUGCACUAUAUCAGUACAGACCCUGAAAUACAGCGUUGUCUAUAACUCGUUCGAGCGAUGAUGAACGUGGGUAGAGAGCGAGUUGUCGAUCUCUCGAACCUAACUCAAACUCUGAAUAUAAUGAACCCAA